Messenger RNA from Stylophora pistillata, 913 nucleotides. Its product is annotated as organic cation transporter protein. Gene Ontology annotation, molecular function: transmembrane transporter activity. The record is from RefSeq and is a predicted model, not a curated record. NCBI's taxonomy places the organism in Eukaryota, Metazoa, Cnidaria, Anthozoa, Scleractinia, Pocilloporidae. Gene Ontology annotation, biological process: transmembrane transport. Gene Ontology annotation, cellular component: membrane.
AUGCUGUUUACCGCUGAUUAUAAUAUGCAUUACAUAACUGGCUUCCAUGGAACUCAUGGAAAUCCCAAAUUCUGAAGACAGAAUGAGAUGCCAAGAAGGACUUGUAUAUAGGUAUGGAAAUACCAGCAUUAACAGUGAGGUGCAACAGAAUGAAAGUGACUCUGUGCAGUUUGAUGACAUUUUGAAGCAUAUUGGUGAAUUUGGGCCCUGGCAAAGAGCCAUUUACUUCCUGUCAUGUUUUUUUGUCCUUAUACCGAGUGGACUGCACACAGCUGGGGUGCCGUUUAUCACAGGAACACCAAAGUUUCAAUGUGCAACACCAAAUGUGGUGUGUGAAGUAAACAAAUGUUGCAAAAACUGUACAAAAUAUGCAUUUAUUGGACCUUAUGCCUACAACAGCACAGUUACUGAGUACAACCUUAUUUGGGAUAGAGCUUUCAUUGGUGCUAAUGUACAGGCAGCAUUUGGUGCAGGAAUGUUGGUUGGAUCAUUUAUCUUUGGAGCAGUCUCUGACAACUUUGGAAGACGGUCUUGUAUGCUGUUGUGUUCUAUUCUAAUGACACUAUUCAGCCUGGGUGCCAGCUUUGCUAAAUCCUUGGUCCUUUUCGCUGUCCUCCGAUUUUGUACAGGAGCCUGUCUGACGGGUUUUUUCGUGGCUCAUUAUGUGUACAUCCUGGAGCUUGUUGGUCCAACCUUCCGCACCAUGUCUUCAAAGUGUUCAGGGUUCUUUUGGGCGGCUGGAUCUGGUGCUAUUGCUCUAAUGGCCUAUUACAUCAGAGACUGGCGCACACUGCUCCUUGUGUCCAGCUGUCCUCCAGCUCUUUUCCUGCUUUUGUGGUUGUAAGUUAUCCAUGGAGUGUCGUAAAACCAAAAGCAAAGUUAUCCGGCACAACAACCAAUCAAUAUAAUGAAA